AUGAUAGUAGUAGCUCAGAUCUCGACGGAUUUAGACCAUCGCCCAGAAGCUUCACUUUCAGUGACUUCGACACGUCUCAGAGAAACACUCACUCGAGGUCCAAUCAGUCGGUCGCAGAGCUCAACUUCUGUUUAUAAAACGCCGACCUCCCACACAGACCUUCCGCUUGCGGGUCAUCACCGCCAUCUAAGCAGAGCAGAACAGCUAGCCUUGGCGAGGUGUCUGAGGGAAAGUGUUAUCCUGGAUGCCGCAGACGAGGCCAUUUAUAAAAUCGGUCGUCGUUCGGAUCGACGCCCACCGCAACCACCCAGUAAUUACGUGCCAACUUUGAAUUCAUCCAAGCCCAGCACGAGAAUCGAAUCGGGCAGGAUGGCGGACCAUACCAGCGCCCCUAAACAAGGACUUCAACGCGGCGACAGCUUCUAUGACAGUUUCCGAUGGUUAGAGGGUGACGACGACUUGGAUUUAAGUUUGCAAUUGGACGACUACCACGCCAACCUGAAGGAGAGCUUACCACGUCGUUCGACGGAGCAUCGCCCCUCCUUCCGCCGUCACCUUUCAAUAAACAAGAUUCCGUUUGGUCGGUCUUCAAUCUCAACCAGUCGCCCAGGGACUAAUAGCGGAACGCACACGCCAGCAUCGCCAUCAACAAGUUCACCGACCUCUCAGCCUCCCUUUCCCGUUCGUCGCAGAUCCCGAACACUGUCCCUCAUAAACCCGCGACCUGUAUUUGAGGAAUCAAUUCCAACUUUUGAUCCAGACGCAGCGCACUACCAAGAUCCAGAGGCCCGAGCAAAACUGCGCGUUUACCUUGCUUCGCCCCAAAAAUUCGAUGAAGCUGUUGAGUUUGGGUUUCCAUCAAAGAAUGCAAUUGCAAACCUACCAGACCAUGAGCGGCACGGAUCACGGGGCCAUUCCCGGGGAUUGCGCUCACAAGACUCAUCAAGACACAAGACCUUCUUCUCAGAUGAUCAAUCAUCCAUCUACAGUGAAGAGUCUUUACCAGACCCUGAAUCGCCCAGGACACCUAAUAGUCCAGACAAGGCUGAUAUACAAGAGGAGAACCCGACGGAUGCGAAGGAGCCUCCAUUCCGCCCACCGAUGGAUGGCUAUGCACAGAUCCCGGCGUCGUCGAGGGAAAUGACGUUGCGUAUGACUCUGACGAGACCGGAUCUGCGAGCUGGCGAGGAGGAAAUUUACGGCUGGCAGAAGAGAUCUGCCCAGCAAAUGGCGAGAACGGCCCCUCGUCUUGAGGAUGCACCCCCAAAGAAAGCCUCGGCCGUCAACACGGGCAAAUCCAAGGAGAGCCUCGAGGCUUUCUUUGCUAGCCUAGAUGAGGAAGAAGAGGCGGCAGCGGCGUCAGCGGCAGCAGCUACUGCAUCUGCGGAUACUGGCGUGGUCAAACGAUUUUGGAACAAGAAAAAAGAUGCUGCCCCGUAG
Molecule: messenger RNA, 1440 nt
Organism: Pestalotiopsis fici W106-1
Lineage: Eukaryota; Fungi; Ascomycota; Sordariomycetes; Amphisphaeriales; Sporocadaceae
Exons: 3
Coding region: 1-1440 (479 amino acids)
Source: RefSeq, a predicted model, not a curated record